This is a messenger RNA of Trematosphaeria pertusa, 1594 nucleotides long. Its product is annotated as ribonuclease III. Gene Ontology annotation, molecular function: double-stranded RNA binding; ribonuclease III activity. The coding region runs from base 63 to 1304 and encodes 413 amino acids. The transcript has a single exon. Gene Ontology annotation, cellular component: nucleus. The record is from RefSeq and is a predicted model, not a curated record. NCBI's taxonomy places the organism in Eukaryota, Fungi, Ascomycota, Dothideomycetes, Pleosporales, Trematosphaeriaceae. Gene Ontology annotation, biological process: rRNA processing; regulation of gene expression; primary miRNA processing.
CCAAUUGCCGCCUUCUGCCACCCUCUUUUCAAUCUCUCUCUUUCUCUUCUGUCUUGUCAUUAAUGAAGCGAAUACGCAUAUCGAGAUGUGCACAGCAAUUGCUGGCCCAGCCCUCUCCGCGUCGCCCGUUAUGUCCCUGUGCAACCGUUCUCCAGAGAAACAUCACGCCUCAUAACCACAGGAUACAGGCGCGUUUCCAGACCACGGCCGCGAUUCAGAAUAAUGAAGACCUGGAGAUUGAGAUAGAAGAACCUUCAGCCUCCGAAGCUAUCGAGUCGACCUCCCGUUCCUCAGCUCCGCAGCGGCGAAGGCGGAUGCGCCUCGAGAACCUUCCCUCACCACACCCCUCCGCAGCAUCACACUCGGCCAAGCUCUCCGCCCUGCGAGCUAGACUUUCUCUCCACCAACGGUUCCCGCUCCAAACGCUCGCUCGCACCCUCGUACAUCCCUCCGCCGACCCGGAUCCCGCGUUCAACAAUGCCUCGUUAUCCAUCCUUGGAGCCAACCUGCUAGGCUACUACACCACCGAAUACCUCAUGUGCAACUACCCUCGCCUACCAAUGUCGGUAAUAUUUGCUGCACAGUACGCAUACGUUGGGCCGAAAGCAUUAGCGACCGUUGCUAGCGAAUGGGGCAUUGAAGCAGCGGCAGAGCCGGGGGGCGAGGUAGAUCCGGGGCUACUCCAAUUCAAGAGGAUCAAGUCUGGAGAUGAUGUGCCGCCGGCAUUGAGGCGUCAGGCGCCCUGGAAAUGGAACGUCACGACCACGCACAAGAUCGUCGCGACCGAUGAGUUUGGGUCUAACAACGCACCACCGGGCCCACACUCUCUAAGCGCCACGGCAGUACCUAUGGAGGAAGCAGCGCAAUCUUUUGUACGAGCAUUGAUUGGAGCACUCCAUCUCCAUCUUGGAUCGCCACUCGUAAAACGCUUUUUCAGGGAUCACUUCCUCAGCCGGCACCUGGAUAUAUCCACGCUCUUCGACUUCCGCACGCCGACCCGCGACCUAUCACGUCUCUGUGCAAGAGAAGGCUUCGAAGCACCCGUAGCGCGCCUGAUCUCGGAAACCGGUCGACUAAGCAGGCAUCCCGUUUUCGUCGUCGGAGUAUACAGCGGGAAGGAUAAGCUCGGAGAAGGAGCAGGCAGCUCAUUAAACGAGGCAAGAGUGCGCGCAGCAGCGGCAGCAUUAAAGGCGUGGUACCUCUACAGACCCAUAGAAGUCACAGUACCGAGCAGCAUGGAAGGCGAGCUGGACACAAGCAAGUGGAAACCGAACAUGGUGGACUGCGGCGAAGUAAUCGUGUAAGAUAUUGAGCGUUCAGAAAACCACCACUUUGGAGUUCUUUUGGGGCAGCCUUCAGCCGCGUACGUAUGCAUAGACGGAGGUCAUCCACUUCUCUUCGCUUGUGUAUUUUCCAGAGGAGAGAUUCGGGAAGAGAGGGACGCAGAGAUGGGGAACGGAUUCCGGCUUCCGCGCUAUGGGCGAGAGGGGGCCGCGCCAUGUACUAUAUGUCGCAUCACGAUGAUACCAUCAGACGGACCGUGUGUAGAAUAUUGACCGACUUGAUCGCUAUGUUGUGCCUCUCUUGAUUUUCU